AUGGUUUAUUUCAGUCCCCGCGGCAUGCAGGAACCGUGUAGCCCACCAGGAAUGCCGCUCGCAGCGAAGAGUCCCACGAUGGAAGGAGCCGUUCGUUCUGAUAUGAUUUCACAUUCGGACGUGGAGGUGGCCACCGAAACGGAGAGGCGGAACGUUUCCAGCCCGCACCAGGCCACAACCACAACCUCCGCAACCACAACGGCCAUGGCAAAUAAAAUCCAGCGGCCAACCAACGGGGGAACAUUGAAAUUUUCCAUCGCCAACAUUAUGGGCCGGGACGAGGAUCGUGACGAGAGACGUCAGGUUCAUCAGCAACCGUAUCAGAUGCAGAAACGGGAGGAGAUGGAAGAGGAAGAGCACAUCGACGAAGAGGAUGAUGAUGAGGACGCGGUAGUUGACGUCGCCAGCGAGGAUGACACGAUCGAGCUGAACUCUGUGAGUAGUCGGAAGCGACGUUAUAGUCAGGAGAAGUCGAUGAGUCCACUGUCGGCGGCCGGGUCUAGUCCUUGCUAUGAGUCACCGUCGGCUGUUUCGGUGGCUGAGGCGUACGAUUCCGCCUUCAAGAAGUACGUUCCCAACUCGAUGCACCAAUUCGUGGCCAACAAUAGACAUCACGAACUGUUGAGUCAGUAUCCGCUGCUGUACUACCCGGGUCAGUUGAUGUGUGCCGCCGCAGCGGCUCAGUAUGCCGCAUUGACUCAACAACAGCAGCACCAUCACCAACAUCAUCACCAUCACCAUGCGGCGGCUGUGGCAGCUCUACAUCCGUACGGAGGUUCGGGAGCAGGAAGGCUAGGAAGUCCGACGUUGUCUCCACCACCGACGGGAGUUCUGCAAGCACCAGUUCCUUCGCAAGCAGCUUCCCACAUGCACGGUCAUCACCUCCACGCACACCCACAUGGACAUCAUCAGCUACUCUCGGCAGCAGCUGCAGCGGCAGCGGCAGCCGCAGCCGCUGCUGCCUCCUCCGGCCAAGGCAAACACCCGUCAGUGGCAGGAAAACGACCCAAUUUGAAUCUUUCCACCAGUAGUACCUGCUCGUCGGUGAGUUCUUCGAGUGGUGCCAGCUCCAUGGGAGGUUCUCCAGGAGGAAGCGCUGACCAUGGGCAAUCCCCGCUAGUUCCCGGUGGUGAUGGAUCACCAAGUUCGGCGGCAGCGGCAGCUCUCGCUGCUAAGCAGAAAACUUUCGCUUGCCCCGAGUGCGGGAAGGUGUUCAAUGCGCACUACAACCUUACGCGCCACAUGCCCGUUCACACCGGAGCGCGUCCGUUUAUCUGCAAAAUCUGCGGCAAGGGUUUCCGCCAGGCGUCUACUCUCUGCCGGCAUAAGAUCAUCCACACGUCGGAGAAACCACACAAGUGUCAAACUUGUGGCAAAGCGUUUAACCGAUCGUCCACGUUGAACACGCACACGCGCAUCCAUGCCGGCUACAAACCGUAUAUCUGCGAGUACUGUGGCAAGGGUUUCCAUCAGAAGGGCAACUACAAGAACCACAAGCUGACACAUAGCGGCGAUAAGGCGUACAAGUGUAACAUCUGCAACAAGGCGUUCCAUCAGAUCUACAACCUGACGUUUCACAUGCACACGCACAACGAUAAGAAACCGUUCACGUGCAAGAUCUGCGCGAAGGGGUUUUGUAGGAACUUUGACCUGAAGAAGCAUAUGCGCAAGCUGCACGACGUUAGUCUUGGAGGGAGUGGACACAAGCGAUCGCGUGGAGGUGUCGGUGGAGCUUCACAACACCAUCACAGACUCACUUCGUCGGAAGGUGGGAGUCUGAACGGCAGAACUUCGUCCUCGUCUCCUGGCAGACAUCAGCUUCCUCCACCACCUCCACCACCACCAACUUCGUCGUCCGGAGGAUUAGGAAGUCCAACGGGUUCGUCCAACGGUCCCUCACCAGCUGCCCUUCACCAUCCGGUCCAUCUCCAUCACCCUCUUCAUGGUGGUUCGCACCUGCACGGUAGUCCCCACGGGCAUGGCCAUCCACAUCCAACCGUGCAGUCCAACCGUAGCUCCCCCGUGCCCUGGUCCAGUGCUUCCUCCCUCGCUGCCCUUCACCACACAGCCGUUGCGGCGGCAGCCAUUCGCAACGGAGGAACCGGGGACUACUCGAGUCCCUUCCUGAUGCCCUCCGGACGCCAUCAACGGUUGACGGCGGGCGGUGGAUCCGUCCCCGAUGGUCCCUUCAUCGGCAAGGUGUUCUGACAGAAGUACUACCAGCAGACGGGCGCAAGCUUCGGCGGGUUCCCGCAAGGAGUGCCACAAGUGACGGCGACGGCGAUCACCGUGACGGCUGUUGCUUCCACCGUGUCGCCGUAGGUCACCUUUUCCCUCGACCAUCUUUGCGAAAAUGCAAAGUUCUGGUGCUGAGGAAUUUAGCAGGAGAAGUGCAAUAGACAGAGCAUAAGAUAACAAGUCGUGGAACUUAGUCGAGGGACGAACCAAAAACAAAUAGGAAUGCCAUCGUGAUUUGCCGAUUAGAAUAAAAACAAGACUUUCGAGUAACAGAAGACCGUGUAUAAAUGUUAGUGAUUGGCGGUUUGUAGGACAGCAUAGAAU
Messenger RNA from Anopheles coustani, 2562 nucleotides. Its product is annotated as fez family zinc finger protein erm. Gene Ontology annotation, cellular component: nucleus. The record is from RefSeq and is a predicted model, not a curated record. Lineage: Eukaryota; Metazoa; Arthropoda; Insecta; Diptera; Culicidae. Bases 1 to 2208 code for a protein of 735 amino acids. The transcript has 2 exons.